UGGGACGGAGACAUCUCCAGGAUGACUUGACUCAGCGCUGGGCACUCUCACUUCGCACCACGAUGGCCUCGGGAGGUGGCGUCGCCCUUCUUCUGGGGCUGCUGGUCCUUGCAGCUGACCUGCCACAUAUCGUAUCGCAAGGUAAGUCCUGUGAGCUACCAGGUGGGCGGUUGGGAAGAGAGGUCCCUCUGGCCUCCUGGUCCAAGACCACCAAACCCAGCUCCCUCCCAUCUCUGUUUGGCUUGCUACCUGACCAUUCCUUGUCCUCCCAGUGGGGCAUGAAUUUGAAAUGCUAGGCUUCCCCAAUACCCUCCAACUAGGGCUCCACAGGCUGAUUUAUUUAGGCCUACUGGGGUGGCUUUUUAAGUCAGACUCACAACUCUUGCUUUCCUUCACACACACAUGGAACUAAACUAUCCAUCCACCCCUCAAAAUACAGUCAUUUCUUCUUCUUCUUCUUCUUCUUCUUCUUCUUCUUCUUCUUCUUCUUCGUCUUCAUCUUCGUCUUCUUCAUCUUCUUCUUCGUCUUCUUCUUCCUCUUCUAAAAAAUAUGGAAACAUCUAGCCACUAGAAAUCACUAUAUCAUUUAAAGAUUUGUCUGAUUUUCAAAAAGAGAGGAAGAUACAUUUGAAGGCUAGUUCCUUUUUUCUUUUUCUCUUUUUUUAAUGAAACGGUAAUUUAUUUGAACAGUUUGCAGAGAACACACAUACAUAUAUAUCUCACACUAUACAUAUGCAAACUGUCUCAUCUAACUUUGCCUUGUGUUGAACACAGCAAAGCACUAUGAUUAAGAAAAAGCAAGUGGUUUGAAAAAAAUAAAUAUAUGGUUAUAACAGAAAUUAUAAUAUCUGGUCAAAAACAAUUCUGCUGUUCUGUUUUUUAUUUUAUUUUGUUUUGUUUUUAUUAAAGAUUUCUUGGUUUACAAAAGUAUGUGCAAUGCCUCUUUUUUUCAAGUUACAUUUUCUACAGACCAGUCUCAUUUGUUAGACAUUAGUGUUACAUUAGGAAGGGGGGGGGCUGGUGAGUGGGACUGGGGUUGGGUGGCGAUGUUUCUUUCACCUUUUGACGGCUAGUUUCUGUGGGGCAUGUGGCUGGCAGGGAGCAUCUCCUGACUUCAUGCCCUUCUUGGGAGCUUCCUGGCAGCUGAUCGCCAUUGGAAGCAGGAGGCUGGGCUAAGUGGACCCAUCUGGAUCUCAAACUGCAAGGUUGCUCUUGCAAGACCCUCUCUGAUCCUUUCUUGGAGCUCCCAACCAACUGCAUGGAUCAUCAGGAAACCCCUGAUGUUUUGCCAACCGAAGAUAAGCUAUGAACCCCCCCCCAAUCCCCCAGGAACCUUUGCAUCAAAGAUUCAGAGAAGGGCAACCAAAAUGAUCGAGGGGAUGGAGAGAUUCCUUUAUGGGGAAAGAAUACAGCAUUUAGGACUUUUUCGAUUAGAGAAAAGGCCAAGAGGCAGCAUGGUGCAAAUUUAUAAAAUUAUGCACGGCAUGGAGAAUGAGGCUAGAGAAAAGUUUUUCUCCCAAGCAUCAUAGAAGAGUUGGCCACUAACCUAGAUGGCUGCUGAAACAAAAUUAAAAAAUUCCUUCCAGUAGCAUCUUAGAGACCAACGACCGUAUUUUUUGCUCCAUAAGAUGCACCUAGUUUUUAGAGGAGGAAAACACACAAAAAUAAUAUUCUGAACAAAACAGUGGAUGUAUCAUUUUUGUGGUUCAUGCUGUGGCCACAGACAUGAUAUGUGAUUUGAUGGUGAAUUUGGGGUGACCCAAUGCAAAAAUCCUGAGGAUCCAUGUGGAUCCGUGCUUUGUAACCACGUUUUUGCGCCAUUGCGGCACCACGCAACAGUGGGUGUGUGGUUUUUUUGUGCAGGCUGUAGCCAUGGACAUGCUAUGUGAUCUGAUGGUGAAUUUGGGGUGACCCAGUGCAAAAAUCCUGAGGAUCCAUGUGCUUUUACCUCCCCCCUCCCAAGCAGCCUCCUUUAUCGUUAGCAUCCCUUAUCUCCCUCCAAUCGCUUGCCGAUCAGCUGCUCAGCGGCUUCGUUUCAACACCCCCUUCCCUCUUUCUUAAAAAAAAAAAAAAGCACGAUCUGCUUUUUGCCCCUGGACAAUUCGGCUCCAGGGACCAUGCAUUCGCUCCAUAAGACGCACAGACACUUCCCCUUACUUUUUAGGGGGGAAAGUGUGUCUUAUGGAGCGAAAAAUACAGUUAUUGGUAUGAGCUUUCGUGUGCAUGCACGCUUCUUCAGAUGGCUGUGUUCUGUCUCCAGGGCCGGAGGCAGCAACGUUUCUGAACGCCAGUUGCUGGAAACCACAGGAGGGGAGAGGGCUGUUUUGCUGGAAUUCUGCUUGUGAGCUUCCCUUUGGGGCAGCUGGUCGACUAUGCCUUCCUUUCAAUGUCUUCCUUCUCCCCCAGUGGCUAAACUGGUCCCCACUUGUCUUUCUUUCCUUCCAGACCGACCUGGCUAUUGCCUGGAACUCCCUGUCCAGUCUACUGACCCCUCUGGUGGGGGCUCCUGCAACCAGUGCAGUUCGGAUGCCAACUGCCCACCAGGCAAGAAGUGCUGUGGUUCGCCCUGUGGCAACACCUGCCAGGCACCUCAGCCAAGUAAGAAUGCCCUCCCUUCCAGGUUCUGUGCUUCUUUCCUUUUUGGCCUGUUUACUACGCACAUCUUUUUUUCUUUUUCUUUUGGAAAAGCAGGGAGGGUUAUUGCCACCUUGCGACCUGUCAUUAUCUCUCCUAGGAACGUUCACGUCUCCAGACUCCCUCCAGGCAAGACUGUGGCCUGCAACUGGAAAAGCCAGAUUGCGUAAAGGCAAACGAUGAAAAUGUCUCGGAAGGCCUGCAAAUGGGAGUCAAAAUUGUCAGCAUUUGAUUAAUUGCUCUUUGCUUUCAGGAAUGAGCUUGCAUGUGUCUGUCUGCUUCGGAGCUUUGAAACACAUUUUAAGCUGUUUUAAAUUUUCUGUUUUUAAUUGCUGUAAGCUACCCUGGGACGUUAGGGGGAAGUGGCACCCCAGGCUUGUGCUGUGGGUGGGCAGCUGCGCAGAACGAGACUCUGUGUGGCAAGCAGUGUUGCUGUUCGUGUGCCACAAAUAUUCCCCCCCCCCCAGCACUUCUCUUCCUCCUGUUCUUCCUCCUCCAGAUCUUUGCAGACUUCCUCCUGUCACAGGUCCCUGCAAGGCUUUAAUACGGAAACUGUAUUACAACUGGGGGAAGAAGAGGUGUGAGGAAUUCGUUUAUGGGGGCUGCCAGGGUAACCUGAACCGGUUCGACACCCUGGAGAUGUGUCAGGAAGCCUGUGGGGGUCAAGGUAAGCACAGCUCCAGCUCUGGGCUUUGCAGGGACCCUGGGGGAGAAAGUCCCCUUGAGAGGGGGUUCAGUAAUGAGGGUCAGACUCAUCCCCAAUUAUAGAAUCCUAGACUAGUAGAGCGGGAAGGGACCCUGGAGAAUCAUUUGGUCCGCCAGCAAUGCAAGAAUCACAACCGAAGCAUCCUUGAUGGAUGGCCAUCCGGUUGCAGGGCAAAUCUGCUGUCUCACUAGUACUAUUAACUACUCGUGAGUCGGGUUGAAGAAAGAGUCCAAAAUUUAUUUACUGCAGUAAAUAGGUUCAGCGUGGUCACUUCCACAAAGGCUUAACGUGUGUGUGUGUGUGUGUGUGAACCUUUUAUAGGGUUUACAGACAAAGAAUUAAUAUAAAAUCCAACCAGAGCGCUGCAGACAUUUGCAAAGGGUAGUUGGCAGAACACUCACUGGAUACAACUUUCUAGAUGUCCAGCCUGCAACUUGACGUGUGUCCAGCCCUUCUAGGGCCCCUCGCUUCUAACAUUUUGAAGCCUACAUAGAUACAAGCAUAAAGGUAAAGGUACCUCUGACCGUUAGGUCCAGUCGUGGCCGACUCUGGUGUUGCGGCGCUCAUCUCACUUUACUGGCCGAGGGAGCCGGCGUACAGCUUCCGGGUCAUGUGGCCAGCAUGACUAAGCCACUUCUGGCAAACCAGAGCAGUGCACGGUGUUACGGUAAAAUCUGGGUGCGGGGCUACUCUGUCACCCAGCUCGUCGGACUAGGUCCGCGGGUCCCUGCGGAAGAAAAUGAGCUCAGCCGGAGACAGGAGCAAACUGCAGAAGAUCCAAGUUUAUUGCGCAACAGGUUCAAGACGAGAUUGAACAGCGAGAAAGGGGUGACAUGAACUUUUGAAACUUCCCUCCAUGUCCCAGAAUACAGUGCAAAAUACAUCCUAGUUAUAUCAUGAAUACAUUAAGAAGAGGUUGGGUUACACAGAUUACAUCAUGAAUACAUUAAGAAGAGGUUGGGUUACACAGGAUUAACAUACGGAGGAGGGAGGGGGAAUAUGCAGAGCUGGAGAUAAGCGCUUCCUGAGUACCGGUGAUGAGAAGACAAUAGUCCAAGUAUGUAAAGUCUUCCACCUGGCAUUGCCCGGAGGAAAGGUUGGGCAGAGUGAUUUGACUGGAUUAGGGUCUUCCUGAGUACAUGACUCCUCGCUCAAGGGAUUAUGGAGGCAGAGGAGGUGUCAUGGAGUCCUGAAGAAACUGAGUCGAUCGACACCAAAACCAAGAAAAUCGGAGCUGCGGUUGAUUUUAUACGAAUUUUAGACGUUUUAGUCCGUUUCAGUCCAUUCUUAUAUUGAUAAUUGAAGUCAGAAACAAAAUAGAUACAUUGUUGCAAGAUUUGACACUUUUAUGGGUUCACGAGUUUCGGUUCCAUUGUUCUCCCAGCGGGGAGCCGUCAACAGCUUGUCAAGAGGUUAAAUGAGGCGUGCAGGAGCUCGCUGAGCUAGCUCUGCAAAGCGAAUGCAUGGUUCUGAUUGCGUAGAACGCAGCCAUUGAAACGAAUGGGGGAUACAGUUUGAUACGGUCUACCCACGAUAAAGAUGGAGCGAGAGAGAGGCUUAAGAGUUUGGGCUUAUUUCGCCCGUGUGGAAAAAGGGAAAGGCACUUUAAUUUUGGGGCUUGGGUAGGGUGUGGUGCUUGUGCAACGGUGUGGGGGCUGAGGGGUGAAUGUAGGGCUGGGUGCCCUUGAGGUCAUCGCCUCGGACCCUCUGGUGACUGGCGGAAGGGUGAAGGAAGGCACCCCCCCUUCCGUAUCAACGGAAACGCCGUUUCCCUUCCCGCCGGAGCGGUGCCUAUUGACCUACUUGCACUUUGACGUGCUUUGGAACUGCUAGGUGCGCAGGAGCUGGGACCGAACAACCGGUGCUCACCCUGUUGUGGGGAUUUGAACUGCCAACCUUCCGAUCGGCAAGCCCUAGGCUCUGUGGUUUAACCCAUAGCGCCACCCGCUUCCCUUAGAUACAAACCUACAUACCAAAGAAAAGAGAAUUGUAGUCUCAAGGAGCUGCCUCUCCUGAUCUGCUUGUCUUCCUGUUUCAGGUGCGCCCUAGAGCAAUGGAGGGAGCAGGUGAGGGUUUGCCCCAUGGGGAAGAAGAUGGAGCAGCACCCACGGAGCCAUCCUGCUGGGCUCCUUCCUCCCUCCUUCCUGACCCCCAUUUUCCCACCCCUGGGGGGCUGACGGGCUCCUGGAACAUGCUGGGUA
This is a messenger RNA of Podarcis lilfordi (Lilford's wall lizard), 5541 nucleotides long. The record is from the annotation of a GenBank genome assembly. NCBI's taxonomy places the organism in Eukaryota, Metazoa, Chordata, Lepidosauria, Squamata, Lacertidae.